ACUGGAAUUUAUUAGUUAUUUUUCCAGCUGGUAUUUUAGAGUUCUAAUAUUAAUUGUAGGUUAGGAUUAAUAAAGUUGUAUUCAAGACAACUUGUAGUAAUCAAUUCCAAGCAUACUUGAGGUUUUUAAUACGCUAACUAUACAAAAUAGAAGACUAGGGCAUUAUCGGAGUGAACGAGAGGGAAAAUAGAAGAAGACAUGCAGAUGAAAGAGCAUGCAUACCCGUCGUGUUCCGGAGUCAUCCUUGUGCGAAGAUCUUGAUCAACAUCAAGAAGAAAAUCUUCAAUAUAUGAAGAUUGUGAUAUCGGAUGAAAUUGAGGUGAACGGAGAGUUGCCAACCGUGUCUGUCAAUGAUACCUUAGUGGAAGUGUGAUAGCCGUACAUGGUAUAGAUUAGAAAUCUUAGAUUAGAGGUUUUGUCAUAACAAUUUGGAGAAGAUCAUGUUCUUUAUGAUCGGUGUAACUGAUAAGGGUUGUUAGUAGUUGUAAGUUUGUUAAUAGUGGUUACAGGGUUUGUUACAAGUUGUUAGUUAGCUGAUGUGGCAAAGCAUUUUGAGUUGUAUAAAUACUUAGGGCUAUGCUGUAAAAACAGAAUAAUGAUGUAAUCAAUCUUCUUCUUCUCUCUAAGUAUCCUUCCCGGUUCUUCCUCCCCAAAAUAUCUUCCCUUCUUCCCCAAUCUUCUCAAACAUUCAUAGCAAGUUCAACUUGCUAUAUCAGUGGUAUCAGAGCUGCGACCGACCAGGGAUAGCAUCCAAUCUGACGUCUUCUGGAUCGUAUCAUUGAUUAACGGCCAUGGAAGCUCAGUUGAAGGUUACUAGUUGAAGGUUACUGAAGGUAGAUUCGCUGGUGUCGAUGACAGAUUUAAAGCCCAGGAACGCAAAAUGGAUGAACAAAUGAACCACCGGAGAAGGAGAAGGAGCCCAGCACCUCUACCAGCGGAGGUGAUGGAGGCCAUUCAUACUCACGAGCACUGAGUUUCAAUCCGAAACUAGAGUUCCCUAAAUUUGAUGGCAGCAACACGCGAAUCUGGAUUAAGAAGGCAUGUAAGUACUUCACCCUUUGUAAGAUUCCUGAUGAACAAUGGGUGGACAUUGCUAGUUUACAUAUGGUGGAUAGGGCUGAAAAUUGGGUUACUAGCUACAUGUCUUUCAGAAAAUAUGUUGCUUGGCAUGAAUUCAUCAUUGAUUUGAGUGCCAGAUUUAGAGAUGAAACAGGGAAUAAUGUAGUAGAACAAUUUAAAAGGCUAGAACAGAAAGGAUCACUUGAAGCCUAUAUUUAUGAUUUUGAGGAUCUGAGGUCUGUGUUGAGUCAGAACAACCAUUAUCUUCCUGAUUCUUUCGUUUUGGAUUCUUUUAUUGGUAGGUUGAAGCCUUCUGUGAAACUGUUUGUUAAAGCAUUUAAGCCUAGUACUAUAGCCCAGUCAACUGAAUAUGCUAGGUUAAAGGAGGAAUCAUUGGAAGUGGAGGGGUCAAGGUUCUCUAAAUUCAGCCACUCUUACAACAACAAACCUUCCGGGGAAAACUCCAAGGUCUUCACAAACAACUCAUCAAAACCUGCUCUCUUACCUACUCCCCAAAUAAAACCUGCUAGCUUUCCAAAAUAUGUACCUUCCACCCAUUCUGGGCCUAACAAGAACUUUAAAUACAUACCUGCUGAUGUGAGGGCUGAGAAAAUAGCCAAGGGACUGUGCUACUACUGUGAUCAACCUUUUCACAAGGGGCACAAGUGUAGUUUUAAGGAGCAACAAUUGUUUACAGUUGAAAUCCUGCUGAGGGAGCUCAUCAUAGUGAACAGGAGGAGUGCAUAGCUGAAUAUUUGGAGGACCAGUAUGAUGUAAGUGAGAGGGGAGGAAGAACCGGGAAGGAUACUUAGAGAGAAGAAGAAGAUUGAUUUCAUCAUUAUUCUAUUUUUACAGCAUAGCCCUACAUAUUUAUACAACUCAAAAUGCUUUGCCACAUCAGCUAACCAACUAACAACUUGUAACAAACCCUGAGAUUGAAGGUCGUGGAAGGGGCUCCAGCUCCAAAAGUGUUCAACAAUUCUAUUCAGUUUUGCCUACUGCAAAUCUUUGCUAAGACAGAGAAUGAUGCUUCCAGUCUCUUACAUUGUGCUGAAAGUAGAGAGCAGACUGUUUUAGAUAAUGAACUGGAAAAAUUAAAGAAAGACUUUAGUAUGCU
Molecule: messenger RNA, 2176 nt
Organism: Cuscuta campestris
Lineage: Eukaryota; Viridiplantae; Streptophyta; Magnoliopsida; Solanales; Convolvulaceae
Source: the annotation of a GenBank genome assembly